GUUUGAUCCUGGCUGAGAAGUAGGACGGGCGAGCUCCUGAUACUCUGGAGAAGCCGAACUGGCCGAGGACAACCUCCGGAGCCGCCAGUGGAAUCCUUAUGAGUCCAAACAAGGUGAUGUACCUGAGGGACAUAAAGGCACUUUUAUCACCUGGAGGAUUCCAGCCCCUUGUCUCCAAGGAAUGGCAGUCAGCUGUGGACAGAGAUUGCUGUCCUGCUUGCAAGCUAGCCAGCCAACAGCUCUGAGAGGGGCACUUCUUGCAACAGUUCCUGAGGACUGGAAACAAUUCACAGAUAGAAGGAAUGAACCGAAGACGUUUCGGUGGAAAGAAAAGCAACAGAGGCGAAAGGACGGCUCCUGUGGUCUGGAUUCUUCCUGGGAGGAGAGGUUGUCUGCUGCUGCUGCUGCUCCCCUGUGUGGACUCUCCUACGAGGAGCAACUGAAGGUGAAAUAUGAGAAAGUGAAGGUGGUUUUGCAGGCUUUGGCGUCUCUCCUUGAGGAGCUUGGUGCAGAUCUCACGCAAGCAGAGGACGGACUGUGCUGCCCGCUGCAGCCCGUCAUUCCUUCACCUGUUAUCAAUGGUUACAGAAACAAGUCUACAUUCUCUGUGAACCACGGACCAGAUGGAGACCCCAAAAUGGUGGGGUUAUAUGUAGGAACUGGCAGAGGCAGGGACAUGGUUUGUGUGCGGGCCAACCACUUGUUGAACAUGCCUCAAGCCCACUUCCAGGUAGCCCAGCGCUACGAGGAGUUCCUCCGUCAGUCCCCGCCGGAUUCCUGCCUCCUGUUUCACACUGGGGGCCACUGGCGGGAGGUUGUUGUGCGAAGCAACAGGAAAGGAGAUACCGUGGCCAUCAUUGCCUCCCACCCGCAGCAUCUGAGCCCCGAGGAAUGUUGUGCUCAGAAAGAAUUGCUGAAGGACUUCUUCACUCAUGGCCCAGGAGCAGCCUGUUCUCUGACCUCCCUUUAUUUCCAGGAAAGCACCAUGGUUUGUGCCUCCCAUCAGCAGUCCCCUUUCGAGCUGCUCUUUGGAGAACCACAUAUUUUUGAAGAGAUACUGAACCUGAAAUUUCGCAUCUCUCCAGACGCUUUUUUCCAAGUCAAUGCGGCUGGAGCAGAGGUUCUCUACCAGACCAUUGGGGAAUUGAGUGGAGCAGACAGGAAAGCUGUUCUCCUUGAUAUCUGCUGUGGAACCGGUGCAAUCGGCCUUUCUCUGGCUGGCCAGGCCUCCAAAGUCAUUGGUGUUGAGCUGGUGGACCAGGUGGUAGAAGAUGCCAGACGGAAUGCAGCAUUCAAUGGGAUUGCCAGUGCUGAAUUUCACGCCGGGAAGGCGGAAGUCAUCCUGCCUCACCUGCUGGCAGCAUGGCCAGAUGGGCAGCCUCUUGCUGCUGUGGUGAACCCCUCCAGAGCUGGGUUCCGUGAGUUAGCGCUUUCUUUGCCAGAUGCAAAUCCAAAGCAAAACUGCGGAGGAAAUGGGUCCUGCUAUCACGCGGGUUGGCCACUUCCUUCUUUGCAGCAAAUGAGACGUUGCUGCAGUGGCUUCCCAGUUCUUGAGAGAGAAAACUCCCUCUCGGCUGCAGGGACUCGAUUUCCAGCAGGUGCGCAGAGUCAUGGUGGGCCAGGAAGACUUGCAUGCAGUGGACCGCAGGAGACCAGAGUGGCCCCCUCUAGUCCCCCUCACUUUGCCAGGACAACAUGGUUGACCUGGGUCUGCAGGUGACGUUCGCUCCUCUCCAGCUCAGCUGCGCCCCUGGGUGCCUGACAAGCAGCUGGAAUGGCCUGGCUGGAGCUGCGAGUGCAGCCUGCUGCUGUUGUCUUCCGCUCUUAUCUAUGUCCGUUUGACUGAACUAUUGGACUGCAGCUUUUCCUAAGAAGAAUAUGUGCAUUGCACCCGAGACAUCAUAGUGCAGAGUUGAAAGCAGCCUUCCUUAACCUGGCAACCACAGGAUGUAUUGGACUGCAGUUCCUAUCAUCCCCAGCCAGCAUGUCUGGAUGUGGACAGGUAAGGAGCUUUCCCAGCCACCCAAAAUUCCAAGCCCUGACUUCCGGUCUGCAAAGCACCUGCUCUGCCACUGUGAGCUACGCUGCCUCCCAAGCACCGUUCGUGUGAGUGGCUCCCUUCUCCCAGUGCGAAAGAAUCCUCCUUUGAAAAACUCAAAUCAGAUUUGGGAACAAAUCUCCUUCUGGCAUCUUCUUGCUGCCAAAACCCAGCAGUACGUUGUCCGUUCAAAGACUGUUGACCCAGUUCACAUGCCGUGUGUGUGUGCCCAGUUCCUCCUGCUGCAAAUAGGUGCAAAUAGCAAGCCUUUGGUCCAAGGCUUGUUUAGUGUGAUGUGUGAUCUGGCCUGUGAGGAGAG
Messenger RNA from Varanus komodoensis (Komodo dragon), 2357 nucleotides. RefSeq names its product tRNA methyltransferase 2 homolog B (gene TRMT2B). The record is from RefSeq and is a predicted model, not a curated record. The coding region runs from base 182 to 1720 and encodes 512 amino acids. NCBI's taxonomy places the organism in Eukaryota, Metazoa, Chordata, Lepidosauria, Squamata, Varanidae. The transcript is spliced from 11 exons. Gene Ontology annotation, molecular function: tRNA (uracil(54)-C5)-methyltransferase activity, S-adenosyl methionine-dependent. Gene Ontology annotation, biological process: RNA processing.